Zychaea mexicana is the source of this 696-nucleotide messenger RNA. RefSeq lists its product as uncharacterized. Bases 113 to 589 code for a protein of 158 amino acids. The transcript is spliced from 3 exons. Lineage: Eukaryota; Fungi; Mucoromycota; Mucoromycetes; Mucorales; Lichtheimiaceae. The record is from RefSeq and is a predicted model, not a curated record.
UCAAUUUUAUUCUUUUCACACACACCCUCUCUCUCUCUCUCUCUCUUCCUCUCUCAACCGUUCUUUUUGUUACACAUAUACGCAUAUUCAUUCACAUAAAACGUCCUUACUGAUGGGUCAAGCUACCGACAACAACUAUUACAGUAGUCCCCCGCAACAGGGUGAAGCAAGUUCAUACGCACCACCGCCACCACCCACGUAUCAACCACCAGAACAACAACACACUUAUCCGCCACCGCCACAACAACAGCCAGCAGCAGGACCACCCCCACCUGGAUCCACCUAUUAUGCUCCUCCACCACAACCACCACAUGGUGGCCACCAGCAGAUGCCUCAUGUACCGAACCAGCAACCUAUUCGUAACCCCGUCGUGCAAUUCUAUGCUCCUCCCGACAACAGAUCUCUUGCCAUGAAACGCCGUUUGUUUUCAUUUCUAUGCUGCUUCAUCAUUAUUGGCCUCAUUGUGGGGUUGGCAGCCGGCUUAACUCGUAGAACUUAUGGAUGUAACUGCCGAUACAAUGCAGAUUGCUACCGACAGUAUGGUACGAACUAUUACUGCAGUCGCAAUUGCCGGUGCACACGCUUCUGAUACAUCAUGCAUUCCAUAAACCUAAAGAUGUAAUAACCCUUAUUAUGCUGCUAGUAUUAUAAUUAUAAUUAUUCCUUAGUAUUAAUAUUACGAUAAUAAAAAAUGCC